Molecule: messenger RNA, 8515 nt
Organism: Anguilla rostrata (American eel)
Lineage: Eukaryota; Metazoa; Chordata; Actinopteri; Anguilliformes; Anguillidae
Gene: arhgap30
Exons: 15
Coding region: 188-4603 (1471 amino acids)
Biological process (GO): small GTPase-mediated signal transduction
Molecular function (GO): GTPase activator activity
Source: RefSeq, a predicted model, not a curated record
CAGUCUGUCUUUCUCUCUUGCUCUCUCUUUCUCUCGAUCCCUCGUUUUCUUUUCUCGCCACUCUCCCCGCCGAAUCGCUCCCGAACCCUCAGGACCAGGCAGCAGGGUCCAGCGGGCUGGGAGUGCAACGCGAACCACCGAUAGGGAAAAACGAUUGAUGUGAGAGUGACAGAGGAAGGAGGAGAGAAUGAGGAGAGGACGCAGGAAAGGGGCCACCAAGGACAAGGUGUUCGGCUGUGACCUGCUGGAACACCUGGCCGCUUCCAGCCAGGAGAUUCCUCAGGUCUUGCGAUCUUGCAGUGAGUUCAUUGAGGAGUACGGCAUUGUGGAUGGAAUUUACCGGUUAUCUGGGGUUUCAUCAAACACACAGAAACUGAGGGCGGAGUUUGACGUUGAAGGAGUCCCAGACCUCACUAAAGAAGUGUACCGGCAGGAUAUCCACUGCGUGAGCUCCCUGUGCAAGGCCUACUUCAGAGAACUGCCCAACCCGCUGCUCACUUACCAGCUCUACGACAAGUUCGCUGAUGCAGUGGCUGUUCAGCUGGAGGAGGAAAGACUUGUGAAAAUAAAAGAGGUGCUGAAAGACCUGCCUCUCCCCCAUUACAGGACCCUAGAGUAUCUGAUGCGUCACUUGGUGAAGAUGGCCACUUUCGCCUCGCAGACUAACAUGCACGCCAGGAACCUGGCUAUCGUAUGGGCACCCAACCUCCUCAGAUCGAAGGACAUCGAGGCGACGGGGCUGAACGGCACUGCGGCCUUCAUGGAGGUGCGCGUGCAGUCCAUCGUGGUGGAGUUCAUCCUCACACACGUCAGCCAGGUCUUCUCCAGCCCAGGCCACACCCCCGAGAGAAGGCAGUCCCUCCCCUCUCCCUCGAUCAUGUCCAAUCAGGAGGAGCCUUUUUUCAGAGCGAUCCCACUGAACGUUCCGAGCGCGCUCGGCCCCGGGAACGGCCCCCCUGCCAUGCGGUCGUAUCACGCCAUCAUCGAGGGAACCGACAAGAGGAAGGGGUCUCUGAAGGGCAGGAAGUGGAAGUCAAUCUUCAAUCUGGGAGGAAGACUCCAGGACCCCAGAAGGAAGAACAAAAGCCCCUGCAAAGAGAAAGAACAGGGCAGUCUGAGGCCAGCCAAAAGUAUGGACUCCCUCAGUUCUCUGCCCUAUAUGCCGGAAGGUACCAGACAGCACCCUUCCCUCUCUCCCCUAACCCAGCCCUCUCCAACCCUGGGCAGGGAGGCGGGGUCUACGGGCGGGGUCCUGGGCGGGGCAGUGGGUGGGGCGAGCAGCGGGUACGCGGUGACGUACCGGCGGGGCGGGGGGGCCUGCGUGAGCGUGGUCAGCGGAGGCGGGGUGCAGGGGACGUACAGCAGGCUGGAUUCCGGAGAGGCCAACGAGGGCAGCCUGCCCCCCCAGCCCCGAUCGCCGGGCAUCACCAGCCGGGCGGAACGCCGCGCCGGAAUGCACAUCUCGGGGCCCUUCUCCGUCACCGUGCCGCUCCACAUCACCUCCGGCCUCGCCCUGGGCGUGCUGCAGGGCGGGGGCCACAAGGAGGAGGGAGGGGCCCAGAGGGAGGAGGACGGGGCCCACAAAGAAGAGGGUGGGGCCCACAGGGAGGAGGACGGGGCCCACAAAGGAGAAGGUGGGGCCCACAGGGAGGAGGGUGGGGCCCACAGGGAGGAGGGCGGAGCCCACAGGGAGGAGGGCGGGGCCAACAAAGAAGAGGGUGGGUCCCACAGGGAGGCAAAUGGUGGGUCUCAUGCAGAGGAAGGCAGGGAAGGGAGGACAGCGGAAGAGAGAAAGAGGGACAAGAGCAGGGAGGAUGAAGUGGAGGGAAAGAAAACAGAGGUGAACAGGUCAGAGGAGGGCAGUGGAGAGGAAGGCAGGGGAGAGGAAGGGACGACGGAGGGUUUCUUGGUGGAGGAGACAGAGCCAGAGGAGGAAGCUCUCGCUGAAGAGGACCAGGACUAUAUGGAUAUGAGAAGGGUAUUUCCCCUAGAGGACUCGCAGCUCCCUCUAGACUUCCAGGACACGUUUGGUUUCCUUGACCUCAUGGACAGCAGUGCCUACAACCAGGCGAAUGAAUUCUCAGUGGAGCCCCCUUGCUAUGAGGAGGAGGAUGACUAUGAAGGAGAGUUCGGUUACCAAGGAGACGCCCCCUCCAUUGUGACCUUAGAGCUCCCGGCUCAGCUCCCCCUGACUCACAGACCUCUGACCUCCGACCCCCACGGGCAUCCCUGUAAGUCUCACAGCCUGCCUUACCAGUCCCGCCCCUUCCAGCCUGCUCUCUCCUCCACUUCCUCCUCAGAGGACGAAGAAGACGAAGAGGAGGGAAGCGACGAAGAGGACAUGUUGUUCUACAGUCUGCCCUCUAGUCUGCAGUUCCAUGUGACGAAGGGGGGUGAGGAAGACGCGCACAAAAUGGCGGACGCUGAUGCCCGUCCUGCUGCAGGCUUACCUGCACAACAAGAGCUGAACACCAAUGCCAGCACCAGCCGCAGCAUCAAUGCCAUCAGCAGUGUCAAUGCCUCUGGCCAAUCAGAGGGUGAACUGGAUGGCGUGGAUGGCGAUUGGCUGGUGGUUCUGGCCAAACCUGGGGAGAUUGGGGACGAUGGCACAGAAGAAGAGGACAGCCUGGAACUGAAGAAGAAGAUGGAGGAAGAGGGAGAGACUCCUGAAAAUACAGCCAGUGGAGAAAGUGUCCAGGCAGUUGCCCUGACAGACACAAAUGGUCUCGGAUGUGGCGAGGGAGAAUCUGGCUUUGCAGUAAGUGAAGAUCAAGAGGAAUAUGAAGAUCACUGUGGCCCAGAGCAGAGGGAGAGAGACCAUACAGCUGAACACAGUGCCACAGAGCAGAGUGAGAGAGACCAUGCAGCUGAACACAGUGCCACAGAGCUGAGUGAGAGAGACCAUACAGCUGAACACCGUGCCACAGAGCAGAGUGAGAGAGACCAUACAGCUGAACACAGUGCCACAGAAUGCAAAGAGAGAGACCAUGCAGCUGAACACCAUGCCAGAGAGCAGAGCAAGGGAGACCAUACAGCUGAACCCAGCACCACAGAGCACAAAGAGAGAGACCACGCAGUUGAACACAAUGCCACAGAAUGCAAAGAGAGAGACCACGCAGCUGAACACAGUGCCACAGAGCAGAGCAAGGGAGACCAUACAGCUGAACCCAGCACCACAGAGCACAAAGAGAGAGCCCACGUAGCUGAACACAGCACCACAGAACCCAAAGAGAGAGACCACACGGCUGAACAGACUCCCACAGAGCACAGUGAGAGAGACCAUGCAGCUGAACCCAGCACCACAGAGCACAAAGAGAGAGACCAUGCAGCUGCACACAGCACCACAGAACCCAAAGAGAGAGACCACACGGCUGAACAGACUCCCACAGAGCACAGUGAGAGAGACCAUGCAGCUGAACCCAGCACCACAGAGCACAAAGAGAGAGACCACGCAGAUGCACACAGUGCCAGAGAGCAGAAUGAGAGAGACCACACAGCUGAACAUCCAGAACCCAAAGAGAGAGACCACGCAGCUGAACUCAGCACCACAGAGCACAGAGAGAGACUGCACAAUGACACUGGGCCAGAGAGCACAGCCGAGAGUCACCACGGAAGCCCGGAGGACCCAGAGGGUUGCCAUGGUGACUCAGUGAGCGGAACCAAAGCGGCAGCAGAAUUGAUGGAGUGCAGUGAGAGCCCCGAGCCCUGUCCUCUGCCCCUCCCAGAACCCCCAUGGGGGCCACACACCUGCGCUCACCUGUUUCCGGAACCACCCACUACUACACCUGGUGAGCAAGAGGACACCUGCAGGGAGGAAGGGGGAGAAAGAGAGCUGGAGGGUGGGAGAGAGGGAGGGGGAGAGGAUAAUACAGAGAGCCACAACCAGCUAGAUGUGCAGGAGAAAGAGAAAAGGAAGGAAAAAAGGGAGGAGAGCCAAGAAAGGAAGGUAACAUCGGGAGGACCGGAGGAGGGGAGAGGAGAGAGGGAUCUCAGAACAGAGGGAGAGAAUGUACAGAAGCACGAGGCCCAGGUGAACGAAAGAGAGAGGGAUGAGGAGCGCAGUAAGGGAGGAGAGGAAGACAGAGGGCAGGGGGCGACGCAGGGGAGGAGUGCCAGGGAGGAGGGACGGAGGGAGGGGAGAUCUCCUGUCGUGGGGCCGAGCGUGGCCAGAAAGCUGGUUCGCUCCAAACAGGUCACGCCCAAACUGCACCAGGCCAGGGCCGUGCCCGUGGUCCCGCCCAAGCCGCAGCUCUGCAAACUGACCGCCCUCUCCCUGCGACAGCAGAGAGAGAGGGAGAGAGGGAGGGAGGGAGCGGGGGACAGGGACGGAGAGAGGGCGCCGACCGGAGACGGGGAGAAAGAGGAGCAGAGGAGAGGAGAGGCGGAGAGAGAAAAGGGCGGGGAGGGGGAGGAGGAAAACCAGGGCGAGGUGGAAAGAUUGGGGGAGGACGGGAGAAGCGUGGAAAAGGAGACGAAGAGGAACAGCGGGGUCAGCGUGUGCUUCGAUGUGGCUGUCGCCAGGGCGACAGAGAGGAGGGGGAGAGAGAGGGAGAGAGGAAAAGACGGACAGGUGGAUGGCAGGAGAGGGGCAGAAAAAGACUGAGGACGGCGAGAGGAAAAAGAACAGGAAAAGUUGAUGGGAAUGAGAAUGAGCAGAGGUGAUGAAACGGAUAGAAGGGAACAUGGAGACAAAAGGAGAAAGAGAGAGAGAGAGAGAGAUGAAAGGAGGGCAAGUGAGAGAGAGAGAGAGAGAGAGCAGAGAUAGUGUUUGGUGCAGAUGGGCCAGGAUAGUAUGAAUAUACAAACGUACACAGCUCAGAUAUAAUUAACAUAACCUUCUCUCAAAUCUAAAUAACACAUUCCACACAUUAAACUAUAAUAAUAAUAAUAAUAAUAAUAAUAAUUAUUAUUAUUAUUAUUAUUAUUCCUUUAAAUAUCACAUUCUAUGGUAUUAAAUACACUGGCGCUGAAAUCUAAAUAUAAAAACUCAGUACAGAAGUCAUCUUCACCUGGUUUAAAUAGAAGCAGGUUGAUUGCUGAUUUACCUGUGGCAUCUCGCCUCAAUGGUGUCUUUCCUGUGAAAAGUAAGGGCGCACACAAGCAUCUUUAAACAGCUUUCAAAAGUGUGCAUUUUCACAAUCGGUAAACUGAAUGUUCUAACAAUGACAACGACGUGCAUUCACACGGUGGCAAAAAUAGGGAACUUUCUAAAUGGUCUUUACGGUCACUCCACUCUGUGCCAAAAAGCUGAUUAUGUAAUAUUUUAAUUUUACCAGUCUUAAAUGUUGGAGAUUCUAUUAAACAUGUGCAGUAUUUUUCCGUAUGCCAGUUCGCAGAACGAGCAGCUCCAUAGCUCUGAUGGCAGUCUUCGCCACUCCUUUGGAGCUGUUCAGUUAUGUCGAUCAGUGCAUUUUUAUAGCAGCGUGUUCUGUUCUAUAAGAUAUACACUUUAAAUAUCAAUUCUUAAUUACAUGUUUGUUCUUACUGUAAAAUGUGUAAAAAAAAAAAAGAUGUAUUUUCAGAACUGUUUUGCGUUACAAAUAUUGUGCUUCCCUAUACAGUAAAAUGCUCAGUGUUAAAUCAAGUUUUCCAGAGUUAAUAUGGUGAUACUUUUGUCCCUGUUGUACUUAUAUGUACUCUGCUAGAGUCGAAUUAACCAUGGACAUUUUACUGCGUAGCGACUCAAACUCCUGUUCAAGCAGCUUCAAAAGUAAAAAGAAUAAAAUAUAUUUUCCCACAAAAGUUUGUGUUUUUGUACAUUUUACUGUGUUUAUGCACCGCUAUUUGAUAAUAUUUACAGCUGUAGGCUAUAACAAUCAGCGGAAACGUGGUUCGAGGCCACGAGCCUACUCGUGUCUACAGUAGAGUCCAGUAUUCCAAACGGGACCUCUGGCAGGAAGCUCGUCUCUUCCGGUCCAGAAGGUGGCAGCAGUGUGCACGCCGUCAUACACUCAGUUAAUACUAAAUAGAAGAAGAACCUGCCCGGAAGUAAACAGUCCUAUUUUGACUGUUGUGUACAACGCAAAUGUCUGCAAAUGCUACAAGCUACUUACAUUUCAAGUACUGCUUCGUACCUUUAGUUGUUAACGGUUUACAUCGCUUAUUUUGUGGUGACCCAACGAGACCAGGGGGUGAAGGGUGUACUGCCAUUCGAAAAAAAAAAUGUCGAACAGCAUUAAUUUCCAUACACAACUGACUUCCAUCAUGGAGAUAUUAACCAAAGCAGCUGUAGCAGAAAUUACCAAACUUGUUGACGAAAGUUAUGCUGUUUUACGCUUCCAAGUGUACAGAUGUCAAAAUGAGAAAGACUUGCUGAAGAGAAAACUACAACUGGCUGAGCGCGAGCUGCGCGUGGCACGAGGAGCUAGGGCGCAUGGCUGUUCUAAUGAAAAUCUCCCUGUUGGACUGCAGGUGUACGGUUGUUUAUCCGAAGGGGGUGCUGAUUAUGGAGAGAAACCUCCCUUUGAUCAGAAGCUGUUUGUAAAGGACUGUGACCCACAAUGCACAUCUGAAGGAGGGGAACAGGUAACACAGCCCACACCUGUAGAAGAUGGGAAGAAACCGGACACAGAGCCCACACCUGCAGGAGACCCAGUGGAGCUGAGUGAGCAGCACAGGUGUGAACACAGUGACGAGGAGCUCAGUGGACUGGAGUUUGUGGUGAAGGCAGAGCAAGAGGAAGAGCAUGUAGCCCAGAGACUGGAUCAGACAGGAUGUGAACGCAGUGCAGGAAGACUCAACAAUCUGGGCUCUGAGUAUGUAAUGUAUGAGAGAGACAGUCAGCUGUGGACUUCCUUUACACAAGAGGACAGUGACAUAGAGACUGAUGAUCCAGUUUGUUCUAACACUACAGCACAGUGCUCACAGAAUCUGUCAAUUCACACACAGCUACAACAUGCUCCUGCCACCAUGGAAGUCUCUGGAAACACACUGUCCUCUUUUGGGCCUUCAUAUGUUGAGGAGUUUGAUAAGAUGAGUGAGAAGCCACCUGUUUGCAGGGAGGACCUCAGAUCAGAGGCCAUUCACACACAGCAGGGUCAGUACAGAGAGAGACUUGUGCACACAGUGGAGAGAGAGAAUCAGACAUUACUGCCUCAGCAGCAGCAACAUGGACCCUCAGUAAAACACAUGAGAGGCAGCGAGAGCCCAGCCCAGCUACACUCAGGCUCUCAAUAUGAGACCAGCUCUACUCUGAGUUCCAGUGCUUUCAGUGCUGGGAAGAAGGGCAAGACUGAUGGACAAGCUGACUUUGGAAAGAAACCGUACAUUUGUACACAUUGUGGGAAGGGUUUUGCCUACUUCAGUUGCUAUAAAGUACAUCUGCGAAGUCACACCGGAGAGAAACCGUACGGCUGCGCACAGUGCGGAAAGAGGUUCACUCAGCAAAGCAAUCUCACAAAGCAUGAGAGCGUUCACGGUGGAAAUAAACCCUUUGACUGCUCCCAGUGUGGGAAGAGCUUCCGAUAUCGCUCCAUUCUGACCCUUCACCUGAGAAUUCAUUCGGGCGAGAGGCCAUUCCACUGCGCACAGUGUGGAAAGAGUUUCGCUCAGUCCUCUCAUUUUAAGAGACACCAGCGAUCUCACAUGGGCAAGAAACCAUACGGCUGUUUUUGAAAAGGUUUGAGUGUUCUAAGUUUCUCUCCAGUUUUAUUAAUCUCAAUAUUUACUUUCAUUUCCCACCCGAAGGGCAAAAAUUGUUCUGUGCCUCACAAGUUUACUUUGUAAUCUUGAAAAUGCUCUCAUAUUCACACUGGAGAGAACCUCAGUGUCAUUUUAACUGUGUCAUGCGACAAAUCAUUCGCAAAAAUGUCUCCUGCAUCGGUUGUCCGUUUGAGUAACUUUAUUUUAGUGAAGAGAAGCAUACUGCAAUAUGGAUCUAAGGCCGGAAACAUACCCUACAUAAGUACACAAACUUGGAUGCUUCUGGCUACGCAAAAAGUUGAUUUCACACGUGGUUGUGUUCUAAAAUGUAUCACCUGGCAUUCUUAACGCAAUGCACACGUGAACUACAGUGUCAAUCAUUGUACUAAGAUGCACUAAUAGCAGGCAACAACAUGAUGAAGCAGUCUUAAUCAGCUUAACUGAACAUUCUAAUGCUGAUGUAACAAUCACUAUUGGUAAUUGAAAGCAAUGGAGUUCUAGAACGCUGGCUUAGAAUGUGGAAAAAACAUUCCAAUAGACCUGCUCUUCAAAGGGGUUAAACCCUUGGUUGAGAGAGGACUCAGAAUUCAGAUUACACCAAUCCUGAACUUGAGCACAGCAAGGGGGAUUUUUAAAAAUUGGUAUUUUGAAAGAGGCAACCAAUUUUCAUUGUGAAGAGAGCCCAUUCCGAUCUGAUUUCCAGGCGUCUUUAAUGAAAACAGCCAAGUCAUCGAGAAGGCACCAUGCUGCACAUAUUUCGUAAUGAAGUCAAACUUGGUCUUUAAAACCUCUCCUGUAUGUCUCUCUGUGUGUGUAUGUGUCCUCAAAUUCUAUUUUUAAAUAACUCAAUAAAUAAUUUUUGUGUUGCCAGGAA